Molecule: messenger RNA, 822 nt
Organism: Drosophila arizonae
Lineage: Eukaryota; Metazoa; Arthropoda; Insecta; Diptera; Drosophilidae
Gene: cid
Product: centromere identifier
Cellular component (GO): nucleosome
Molecular function (GO): protein heterodimerization activity; DNA binding; structural constituent of chromatin
Source: RefSeq, a predicted model, not a curated record
AAUUAUAAAUAAUAAAAAAGAUGAUUCAUUCAGAUACUAUUCCUGACGAGGAAAGUGCAUUCCAAACGCCGGAGCACGAGAACGAGACCGACUAUGGAUUAGAAUUUACCACUAGCCGUUUGGCAGAAUUAAACGCAUUUCCUCGAAGAUGUUCAACGCUGCGCAAGAACUCUUCACGAAACCGUGCUCAAAAGAUCACAAUAGAUAAUGACAGCAGCGAUGAAGAAAACUUAUCACCGAUAGCAGCUCCUAGUAGGCAACGCCAACAAGCAUCAGUAUCCAACAAACAUAAGCCAAAGCAGCCGCCAGCAACCGCAAAGCCGUCGAGACGCAAAAAAAAUGUUCCAGAGCAUCGUUUGAAAAAACUACACCGUGAAAUCGAAGGUUUACAAAAGCACCAGGGAUUUUUGAUACCCCGAUUAGCGUUUUCACGCCUGUUGCGUGAAAUUCUGAUACAACAUUCAAAAAUUCCAUUCAAAAUAACCACGGGCGCCCUGGAGGCUGUGCAGACCGCAACCGAGAUGUAUUUAACGCAGCGCUUUCAAGAUGCUUACUUGCUAACGCAAUAUCGCAGUCGGGUCACUUUAGAGGUUCGCGACAUGGCACUAGUCGCAUAUUUCUGCAAAACCUACGGAAAUCUCUGACGCAACUUUUAGAACGAUGUGUACAUACAUACAUAUGAAUUGAUUUUUUAUUUGCAAACGUUUAUCAAUAAGUAUUGAAAUUCAUAUAAUUUUGUGAAAAAAUAACCGUUUAUGAAUUCCAAUAGUUUCUAUUGCUCAAGAUUUAUUUCUUUAUUUGAAUACAACAAAUUUUGUUAAA